GCCUGUGGUAGUAAUGCUCUCGGGAGGAUAAGCGCGCAGAGGAGGCUGUGAACACCAAACCUGUGUUUUUCUUUACUGUUUUAUUUCUAAAAGAGGAGAGAGAGCGAGAGAGAGGAAAGAAAAAAAAAAAGAAAAAAAAAAAAAAACAAAAACAAAGGACGUCUGUACACGCUCUCGAUCUCCCAGCACUAGAGCGCGGUUAGGAUGGAGCAGCUGAGUGAAAUGGAGUGCGGAGUGCUGAAGCGGCUGCUGAAGGAGGAGGGAACGGCGAGGUGCCUGCUGCUGGACUGCCGCUCCUUCCUGGCGUUCACCGCCUGCCACAUCCGCAGCGCAGUCAACGUCCGCUGCAACACGAUCGUGCGCCGGAGAGCGAAGGGCUCUGUGUCUCUGGACCAGAUCCUGGCCGGGGAUGAGGAGGUGAAGUGCAGACUGAUCUCGGGCCUCUACACGGCCGUCAUCCUGUACGACGAGCGCACUCCGGACGCAGCCGCUCUCAAAGAGGACAGCACCAUCGCGCUGGUGUUUAACACACUGGGCAGAGACACCUUUAACACAGAGGUCUACCUCCUCAAAGGAGGCUACGACCGCUUUUUCUCUCAAUAUCCAGACUACUGUUUAAAGAGCAAAUCUCUGCCCAUGGCCGCAGCACAGAGCAGCACCGAGGCGAGCUGCACCUCCUGCACAACUCCACAACACGACCAGGGUGGACCUGUGGAGAUCCUUCCCUUCCUGUUUCUUGGCAGUGCCUUUCAUGCAUCCAAAAAGGACAUGUUGGAUGGCAUGGGCAUCUCUGCCUUGCUGAAUGUGUCUUCAAAUUGUCCCAACCACUUUGAAGGAGCCUACCAGUAUAAGUGCAUCCCGGUGGAGGACAACCACAAGGAGGACAUCAGCUCCUGGUUUAUCGAAGCCAUUGACUUCAUAGACUCGGUGAAAGACUCCAACGGGCGUGUCCUUGUUCACUGUCAAGCAGGGAUUUCACGCUCAGCCACCAUUUGCCUGGCUUACCUGAUGAAGAAGAAGCGCGUGUGCCUGGACGAGGCUUUUGAGUUUGUCAAGCAGCGGCGCAGCAUCAUCUCACCCAACUUCAGCUUCAUGGGCCAGCUGCUUCAGUUUGAGUCACAGGUGCUGGCCACGUCAUGCUCAGUGGAGGCAGCCAGCCCGUCAGCCACUCUGGGCCCUAAGUCUUCCCCAUCAACAAGCUCACCCUUCAUCUUCAGCUUCCCUAUGGGGCCAGUGGGGCCACACGGACAGCCCAGUAGCCUCUCCUAUUUGCAGAGUCCUAUCACCACCUCCCCCAGUUGCUGAUAAAAUGCUCAGGCCACAAAUGGCAAAACCUUUUAGACUGUAGUGUAAACAGAGUCCUCACUAAUGAAGGAUACUAGUGUGGACAGUCCCUUUGAGGGGGUUCAGGGAAUCAGCACCAAUUUUCACCCAAACAACUAGAAGUUUGAUUGGUGGCUGGUUGGCUGGAAGGGGGUCUCCAGUAAUCAAUUGUGAACUUGACAAAGACAAGAAUAUCAGAAGAAUGAAUUUGUGUUCAUCUGUGAGGGCAACGCAUCCUGGGUUCUUCCAAAGCCCUGCUAUGUGGUUUGGUAGGGUGGGUUGAAUGAAAGCUGUGGGGGUAGGGACAAGCAUUCCCCUUUCCUUGCGGUCUCACUUCCUGACAAAGAGCAGUAGGCCCUUCAGCUGUGGCAGGUACUGCACACUGUGUCUGGGACUGUUGGCUUUCUGUUAUCAUCCUCCUCCUUUUCUCAGUCAGAAAGAAAAUGACUGAGCUUGUCCAGCACAGACUGAACCUGCUCAUGGUUUGGGGCUUCACGCAGCAUGUCUCAUUUGUUUUUUUGGUCAGUGCCUUGUACAAAGGGUACAGGACACAGAUGGGCCUGUUUGGGCAAUUGCAUCCUGCACAUCACCUUCCCUGUGGGAUCAGAUCUCCGAAGGCAGACGGACAGGCAACUCUUGACUGAAAUGUUUCGACUUGCAAUAUGUCUCCGUCUCUCAACUGAAACAGAGCAAUAACAUCUCCCUGCCUCUUCCCAGUUGCCACCAAAGCACUGUUGUGUUUUAGAUGUCUAUCACACUGUACAAUCAUGCUCUUGAUGUCUCGGUUUCUGUCUCUAAUAAUUUGUACAGUAGCAGGCUUGGGCGUUCUUUCUGCUGUAUGUGUUGCAGAUAAAAAUGCUGUGGGAUUCUCCAGAACAGAAUGUUCUCAGUUUUUAAAAUAAUUUUGGUACAGAUUUGUUUUGUGAAGGGUACACAGAAUUCCCUCGGUCAUUUUGAUAAGUCUAACCACUGUAACCUUUAUUUCUUAUGUAAGUGUGGUUCCGUUAGUGGCUACAACUCUUGCUGCUCUGUAUGACUGCACUGGAUAAAUAUAUAACAAGAGUGAAGAUAGAGAUACCUGCAGUCUUCUGAAUGUUCAUGUUAAGACACAGCUCGGUAAGAGACUCCACUUUUGAAUUCUUCAGCUUGCCUUGAAGGGUAGAGUUCAUCUCAACAUUGAAUUGGGGGUUUAAUCGUUCCACCUUUCCUGACGAAUAUGGGCACCUUUUUUAAAGAGCACUUUUAAGUGAUGCAAUAUGCUGAGGUUUUGUUUUGCACAUGACCGGAGUAGAUACAACAGCUGAAUACUGUGCGUUUGUUACGCCCAUUAGAGCUUUACUUUGUGUCCAUGUAAAUUCCAUGGUCUGUCACCACAUCACUGAUGAAUGCAAUACUUUUUACUGUAUCCGUCAACCGAGAUGUUUAGACUGCCAAUGGCAAUAUCAGUCGGUUCGAUUUUUAAAGCGAUUUGUUGUGUAUGUAUAUUUUAUUUAUUCCUUGACUUCCAUUGUCAAAUAUAACAACGUUCUUUAA
This is a messenger RNA of Pangasianodon hypophthalmus (striped catfish), 2856 nucleotides long. RefSeq names its product dual specificity phosphatase 4 (gene dusp4). Lineage: Eukaryota; Metazoa; Chordata; Actinopteri; Siluriformes; Pangasiidae. Gene Ontology annotation, biological process: negative regulation of MAPK cascade; protein dephosphorylation; endoderm formation. Bases 205 to 1305 code for a protein of 366 amino acids. Gene Ontology annotation, molecular function: protein tyrosine/threonine phosphatase activity; MAP kinase tyrosine/serine/threonine phosphatase activity. The transcript has 4 exons. Gene Ontology annotation, cellular component: cytoplasm; nucleus. The record is from RefSeq and is a predicted model, not a curated record.